Molecule: messenger RNA, 10337 nt
Organism: Podarcis lilfordi (Lilford's wall lizard)
Lineage: Eukaryota; Metazoa; Chordata; Lepidosauria; Squamata; Lacertidae
Source: the annotation of a GenBank genome assembly
AUGGAUGAGCAAGAGUCGGCUGGCCCUGAAGCAGGAAGAGGCCAUGCCAGCCAAAUUAGGAGCAGUGGAGAAUUCUGGGAAAACCCAGUGCAGAAGAUCCUGGGUGAGGAGGACACUCUAUGCUCAGAGGUGCAGAGCCAGCAGUUGAGGCAGUUCUGCUGCCAGGAGGCCAAAGGACCCCGAGAGGUUUGCAGCCGACUCUACCACUUUUGCCACCAGUGGCUGAAGCCGGAAAGGCACACGAAAGCUGAGAUGCUGGACCUGGUGAUCUUGGAGCAGUUCCUGGCUGUCCUUCCCCUGGAGAUGGAGAGUUGGGUGAGGGAAUGCGGAGCGGAGACCAGUUCCCAGGCGGUGGCCCUGGCUGAAGGUUUUCUCCUGAGUCAGGCAGAGGAGAGAAAGCAGGUGAGAGAGACUUUCCUCUGGAUACGCCCAAGGGGCUCCAAACAGGACAGAGAACAUCCCAUAAUGGUCUGCUGAUGGCUCAUUCGUUUUCUGGGAAAGCAUCUAUGGAAUUACAUUUCACACCCUUCAAGUCUUUGUCAUUCUCUUUCUAAUAUUUCUCACCAUUCUCUGUUUUGAAUCCUUGUUUAUUUUCAGGGAAAGGAUCUCUUUGCAGAAAUGGACUUGGAUUCCUGUGAGGCAGAGAGGCCUCCGUUGGACACCAGAGAGAGGCCACUGGGUAGGGAGGAAGAUGGUUUUUCUCUGUCUGGUCUCAUUCUGUUGGUUUUCCAACUCAUCUGGGGGUUCUAUUCAUCUUGUUUUGGAGGGAAACAGUUGGGAACAAGGGUCCAUAGGAGGGGAGAUGUAUUUCUGCACAACUAACAUAUGAAAUGGGCACAAACGUCCAAAUGCUCUCAGCAGGUAAGGCUUUCUCAAAGGCCCAUCUGUAGUUAGAGAUGCCCUGUUUCACCUGUGAGAGAAGCCGGCACUCCUGGCGUCCUGGUUACCUUUUAUCUCUUGCAGGUGACAGAGUGAUCCCAGGAAGACUUCCUGAUCCAUCUUUUCAUGGGGGCAGAAGGGAAGCAGCGGCUGUGGAACCAGAUCAGGUCAGGGGAAGUCAAAGGAAGUCAAAGUCAAAGGGGGAAGAGAGAUAAGCCUGGGAAGAGGAGGUGUCAGAAGCUAAAGGGGUUAAAGGCCUUAGCGAGCUGGGAGACACUGUGGCAGAAUGCAGUGCAGAAUCACAGGCAGAAGAGGAAGGAGGCGAGUGGGAGGAGGGAGGUCGAGAGGCAGAGGUGAGUCAGGAGAAGGAGGAGCCACAAGUGGCUCCCUCUCCUUUUGCCAGAAGCCACCCUCCCUGCUUGUCUCUCAGAGCCAGGAGACCCCCUGCAAUGCAGAAAUCUCUGCUAGAUCAUCCAAGACAGAUGGCCAUCCAACAGAGGCUUAUUUGAUUUCUAUAUAGAUCACUGAAUGCUCAGAUUGGUUUCUAAGCAGUGGACAAAUGAGAACAAAUAGUGGCCUGGAUUCACCUAACCAGCCCCAUUGGCUGCAAAAUGGGACUUGCCCCCCAUUCCUCCCGCUCUAUGCCCCCAUGAACCCCUAGAAUUUGGCUCUAGGGCAUUAGGAGGGAACUCCCCAGAACAGCUCAGGAGGAGAGGAGAAAGUGGACCCUUCCAUCAGGCAAACUGGAAUGCUUGCGUAGGCAGAAUGACUUGGAAAACACAAGGUGUAGUACCACCUAUAUGCACAAAGACGAAUUCCCAUAAUUAAAACUCAGAAUAAAAUAAGCAUCCAUAAAUAAAAUGUGCAGCAAAGCAAUCCUAUUGAAACAACUCCCUGCGUGAGUGCCUGAGGGCCCUGCUCCUGCCACUCACCACCUGGCCCAGGGCGGGACCUGAAGCCUCAUAAGGACGGUUGCUGCUGCUGCUGCUGCUGCUGGCCAGGAGGACUCGGAGCAGUGCAAUGUUCUUUUUAAAAUGACUUGACCUGGCAUGUGUAACAGAGACUUGGUUGGCUGAAGCAGAUGGGCCUGUCCUUGCCGCUGCUUGUCCACCAGGUUUCACUUACACACAGCAACCCAGGCCUUGUGGGCGGGGAGGGGGGGUUGCAGUGACAUGGUCAGAUCACUUCCUGGUGCAACUGAACUUCUCCGCUACCCUUCCCCUCUGCAGGGAGGUGGGACCAAUUCGGAUGGUCCGCCCCCGCCACUUAAUGGAUCCAAAUGGUUUCCAGAGAGUGGUAGGGGAUGCUUUAUCCCAUGUUGAUGGCCUUUCAGCUGAUUCCCUGGUGGCCUGCUGGAACGCGGAGUUAACCAGGGGUAUUGACUGUUUGGCUCCGAAGCGCCCUCUCCGAUUGCAUGGAGCCCAGACAGCCCCGUGGUUUUCCACGGAUCUGAGUGAACAAUCGCUGAGAUGGCUAGAGCUCUGGUGGCAGAUAACUCAUUCUGAAGCUGACCAGACACGGGUUAGAGCUCAAUGUUGAGCCUACCAAGUGGCGGUAGCAACGGCGAAGAAGACUUUCUUCACCGCCUCAAUUGCAUCUGCGGAAAACAGCAGCAGGAGACUUUUUCAAGUGGUUUGCAAUUUAGUGGAACCACCUGCUACAUUGGGGCCCAGUAUGGGCCACAUGAUCUCCUGCAAUGAUUUUGCAAAGUUUUUUGCAGACAAAGUCGCUCAGAUUCAGGAAGAGGUAGACUCCACCGUGGGAGCAGGGCCGGGGCAGGAGAGUGCUAGUGUCCUGUCUAGUCAAGUUGCGUGGGAUCAAUUCCAAUCUGUUACCUCCGAGGAGCUUGGACGAGUGAAACCAACCACCUGUCUCCUUGAUCCUUGCCCAUCGUGGCUUAUAAAAGCUAGCCGGGAAGGGCUGGGCGAUGGGCUUUGCGGGGUCGUGAAUGCUUCUCUCUGUGAGGGAGCCUUCCCAGACCUGCUGAAAGACCGCUUCUUAAACCGCUUCUUAAAAAACCAUCUUUAGAUGCUGCCAAUAUGGCUAACUAUCGCCCAGUCUCAAAUCUUCCAUUCUUGGUCAAGGUGAUUGAGCGAGUGGUUGCUGAACAACUCCAGGCAUGCCUGGAAGAAGCGGACCAUUUGGAUCCCUUCCAGUCAGGAUUCAGGCCUCAUCAUGAGACUGAAACUGCCUUGGUCUGGGCUAGGGACAAAGGUGAGAGCUGUUUCCUAGUUCUGCUGGAUCUCUCAGUGGCGUUUGAUACCAUCGACCAUAACAUCCUUCUGGACUGUCUUGAGGGGCUGGGAGCUGGGGGCACUGUCAUACAGUGGUUCCGCUCCUUCCUCCUGGGCCGUGUUCAGAAAGUGGUGGUGGGGGAUGAGUGUUCAGACCCCUGGGCUCUCACUUGUGGGGUCCCUCAGGGUUCUGUCUUCUCCCCCAUGCUUUUCAACAUCUACAUGCAGCCGCUGGGAGAGAUCAUCAGGGGGUUUGGGCUGGGUGCUCAUCAGUAUGCGGAUGACACACAACUCUACCUCUCUUUCAAAUCGGAACCAGUGAAGGCAGUGAAGGUCCUCUGUGAGUGUCUGGAGGCAGUUGGAGGAUGGAUGGCGGCUAACAGAUUGAGGUUGAAUCCUGACAAGACAGAAGUACUGUUUUGGGGGGACAAGAGGCAGGCAGGUGUGGGGGACUCCCUGGUCCUGAAUGGGGCAACUGUGCCCCUGAAGGACCAGGUGCGCAGCCUAGGAGUCAUUCUGGACUUGCAGCUGUUCAUGGAGGCACAGGUCAAUUGUGUGUCCAGGGCAGCUGUUUAUUAGCUCCAUCUGUUACGCAGGCUGAAACCCUACCUGCCAGCAGACUGUCUCACCAGAGUGGUGCAUGCUCUGGUUAUCUCUCGCUUGGAGUACUGCAAUGCGCUCUAUGUGGGCCUAUCUUUGUUUUUUGUUUUUUUAAAUGAUAUUUAUUAUAAUUUUAAAAUUUGCAGAAAAAAGAAGAAAAGAAAACCACAAAAAUUACAAUACAUAAAAAAGUAAAACAUAAAAACCAAUAAAACAAUACAGCAAAAAAGAACAAUAACAUUAAAACACACAUCCAAUAUUCCAUAUCUUUAUCUUUCAUUUGCUUGUUUCAUUGACCUCCUCACAUCUCCCUUUCUGUAUUCUAGUUUAAUUAAUUGUUUCAGCAAAUUCUUUCCAUCUUUCUCAAUUUUGUUGAAUAAUUUAUCUUAACGGUCUAAACCUAUUAAUUAACUCAGCAAAUCCUUUCCAUCUUUCACUAUAUUCUGUCAUUCAGUUUACCUUAAUUUAUUUUAACCUUAUCUUACCAUAAAAUACCUUAAAACUUAAAACUUAAUACUUAUUUAUACAUAACUCAUUAUAUCAUUUCUACUAAAGCAAAAUAGUUUCAUUCCAACAUUUUUCCUAACACUUAUUAAUUUUACACUAAUUCUCAAAAUAAAUUUUUAAGAACUUUCUUCCAAUCUUCAUCCAGCGUCUCUUCUUCCUGGUCUCGGGUUAUGUCAGUCCUUACUGUCCGUUCCAUCUAGUCCAUCAACCUGGUGAUCUUAUCUCCGAGGCUCUUAAGUCUUUUCCAUGUCCCUUCUGCAGAUCUUCUUCUUGUUUAUACCUGCACUUUACCUUGUCUUUUGUUGAUCUUUUUCUUAAUUUCUUUCCUUUCUCAUUGAGGAGUAGGUCUCGGGGAGACUCCAACCCAAGAAUAUCUCAGUCUCCCCUCCACAGAUCAGCCCAUUCUCCACAGUCAACACUGUAGUCCAGAAAGUAUUUAAAAGCAUGUUUCAAAAUCCCUCCAAAGUUAGGAGCCCCCACAACUCCAGACCCCCCCUGGCCCUAUGUGGGCCUAUCUUUGAAGGUGACCCUUAAACUACAACUAAUCCAAAAUGCGGCAGCUAGACUGAUGACUGGGAGUGGCCGAGACCACAUAACACUGGUCCUGAAAGACCUGCAUUGGCUCCCAGUAUGUUUCCGAGCACAAUUCAAAGUGUUGGUGCUGACCUUUAGAGCCCUAAAUGGCCUUGGUCCAGUAUACCUGAAGGAGCGUCUCCACCUCCAUCGUUCUGCCCAGACACUGAGGUCCAACGCCAAGGGCCUUCUGGCGGUUCCCUCGCUGCAAGAAGCCAAGUUACAGGGAACCAGGCAGAGGGCCUUCUUGGUAGUGGCACCCGCCCUAUGGAAUGCCCUCCUACCAGAUGUCAAAGAGAAAAAUAACUACCAAACUUUUAGAAGACAUCUAAAGGCAGCCCAGUUUAGGGAAUCUUUUAAUGUUGAAUAGAUUAUUGUAUUUUAGUGUUUUGUUGGAAGCCGCCCAGAGUUCAGGCUGGGGAAACCCAGCCAGAUGGGCAGGGUAUAAAUAAAUUAUUAUUAUUAUUAUUAUUAUUAACAGGAAAGAAACAAUAUAGCUUUGUGUAGCAAAUCAUAUUUCUGCUGUCUCAGAGGAGGACAUUUCCCUUUUCCAUUUAGGGUCCAGUGUGCUUUGAAGAUGUUGCUGUUCGUUUCACGGACAUGGAGUGGGUGUUGCUGGAUCCUGACCAGAGAGCUCUGCAUAAGGACGUCAUGGAGGAGAAUUGUGGGAUAUUGGCCUCUCUUGGUAAGGCUCCCUGUGGGAUCGUCAGAUCUGCCUGGAAAUUCAAAAAAUACCUCUAUGGGACCAACCUCAUACAUUUUUACAGAGCUCAACAGCGCCCCCUAUAACACCUGGGAACCUAACACCCCCACAAUAAAGAGUAAAUUACAGUUUUUUCUUUGAACAGUCUUCCUCAAAUUAUUCCUUUUACUACCACAAUUGGGCUGGUCUGAACUUCCCAGGCCAUCUUCAAUGUCAGCUUCAGAAUUGUUAGGAAAGCUAAGUAGCUUCAGGUUUUUGUUUUUGUUGCUGUCAGUCUUGGGUUGACCAAAGAGACGACUGGCAGCGAAGCUCAGGUGCUGCCAGCCAGAGAAGAAGCAGGCCUAGGGAGAGGAGAGUUAGCAGCGGAAGGCAGAGAGGAGGGGGAGAGGAACUGUCAUCUGAGCUCUGAACAAAGGGGAGAAGAAAAAGAGAGACAAGAGUGGCAGACAGCUGUGUGAGAGCUACAGGAGUGAGCCAGACGCUGGAAUGCAGGAAGCAUUCUCUGCCAAAUUUAAAGAUACUGGAAGAGAAGGUGGGGGCUUCCGUGCUGGGGAAGGGGGAGGAGCUGAGUCCGGGCAACUCCAUCUUGUGGGGAGGACGAUGAGUAGAGGAGCUCUGUCCAAGUUUGUUGUUUUAGCAAUAAAUCUGAAAUUAUUAACAGCCAGAGUCGUCUCACGACCAAGCCAUAACAAGGACUGACAAUGGAGAUGGAGGGGAUGCCAUGACUGGGCCAAACAAAAUCCAUCCCAGAGAAGAGCUAGGCUUAUGGAAUCUCAGGUAGCAGUAGCAGUGAUGAGGAUGAGGAUGAUACAGUGGUACCUCGGUUUACAAACUUAAUUUUUUCCAGAACAGGUAGCACUGUAGUAGUAAUAAUAAUUUUUUGUAAUGUCUUGGCUCUCCCACAGAAGCGAGACACUGGCAGUAAUUAUCUCGGGUUUAUUGCUCAAACACAUAAAUCACUCCGGAGCUCUUUCACUCCGUGUCUGACUUCAAGUUUGCAGUUGCCAAGUCUAAACUCCGCCCCUUCCUCUUCUUCCAAGAGGGGAAUAAACCCUUUUGCUCCCGCUCUUUCCCCCUCCUCUUACUGACCUUUUUGCGCCUUCGAGUUUUUGGGCUAUUCCUGGCCUUUCCCCUUCUGUCUCUGAGCUAAGAUUGGUAUUUUGUGGAUCUUUGCUAUCUGCUGCCUUCUCUCUGUUCUCUGAAACUCUGCCACUCGGCUGCCCCUCCUCCCUCUCACAUUCCAGCUCACAUUCCAGUGUCCUUAUCUCUCUUUGCUUGCUUUCAUACAUUCCAGCCUAUGUCAGCUCCGGAACAAAGCAGUCAUUUUUAUUUCUACCCUGCCCAUCUGGCUGGGUUGCCCCAGCCACUCUGGGCAGCUUCCAACACAUAUAUAAACAUGAAACAUAAAUAAUAAUAUUCUGAUCCCAUAUAAAAAGAACAUUAACUUAAAAUGAACAACUUACACUGGUGGCCAAAAUUGUGGAAACCUUUUGUGAAAAGUGUAUUUCUGAGGUUUGAUGGCUCAUAACACCACUUUUGUGUGGAGUAAUACCAUAAAAUUAUAUAUCAAUGGAAAGAUAAUUUAAUUAAGAAUGUAAUGUAAUGACUUUUAUGAAGGAGUAUUUAUUGGAACAGCAGUCAUAAAGAAAAAACGUGAAACCUUUGGUAACCAUUGGUAACCUUUAGCUUUAAUUACGGCCUCACAACGCCUUCCCAUGAAGUGAACCAAAUUUUUAGUUCUGCACCUGUAAGAAUGUGAAACCAAGACUGAAUCAUUGCCUCUGUUAAUUGGGCUUUAUUGCUGGGUUGCUUCUAACAAAAAAGUUUCUUUAGUCGGCUCCAUAGAUUUCUGAUUGGGUUAAUGUUUGGGCUAUUCCCAGGCCCUUACGGCAGUGGAAUAGGAUUAUCUUGAAAGCACCGUUUGCACACAGCAGCAACAUGACAUGGAGCUGAAUCUUGUUGAAAUAGAAAAAUAAAUAAAUAUGCUUCAGUAUCUCUGAAAGAUCACCUGCAGAACACUUCAGUUUGGGCUAAAGUAUUUCAUUUAUGUAUUCUGGGGCAUUUACAUUCCCAUUAAUGACACAAAUUCUGCCCACACCUUUUGCUGCCAUACAACCCCAGAUCAUCACACUAUCUGGGUGUUUCACGGUCGGUAUAAUGCAAGUAGGAUGUAAAUCUUCUCUGAUUCUUCUCCUCGCGUAUUUCAUGCCAUCACUACCAAGCAAGGAGAUUUGGCUCUCAUCCCUCCAAAUAACACUGUCCCAUUGUUCCACUGUCCACUUAACAAGGGUUUAGUCAUGGCGUGGUGUAGUGGUUAAGAGCGGUAGACUCGUAAUCUGGUGAACCGGGUUCGCGUCUCCGCUCCUCCACAUGCAGCUGCUGGGUGACCUUGGGCCAGUCACACUUCUCUGAAGUCUCUUAGCCCCACUCACCUCACAGAGUGUUUGUUGUGGGGGAGGAAGGGAAAGGAGAUUGUUAGCCGCUUUGAGACUCCUGAAGGGGAGUGAAAGGUGGGAUAUCAAAUCCAAACUCUCCUCCUCCUCCUCCUCCUCCUCCUCCUCCUCCUAUCUUUUCAAACUUUGCUUGAGAGAUAGCAAUGGCUUUUUCCUUAGAACUCUAACAUUUAGACCAGUCCUUGCACUCAACUUCACAUUACAUUGUGCCAUGUCAUCUUGUAUACACCCAGAUAAUAUUCUUCUGUCAUGUAGGGACAGUCUCUCCAUUCUUCAAUCGUCACUUGCCUUUGUGCACCUUUUCCUGCCUUUACCGGUCUGAUUUUGUUGUCACUGAGUCUCCUUAUACCUCUUCCAAAAUAUAGAAAUGCCAGCUUUGGUUAAGUUUUCCCCAAUCUUUCUUCUAAUUUCUUCAUAACUGUAGCCCUGUUCACUUAAUAGUACAAUUUUACAUCGCUUUCUGGGUGACCAGUCAACUCUUUGUGCCAUUUCUAUAAUUUUAUUAUGUUUUACAACCUCACUAAAUGAAAGAAGACAGAAAACCAACCAACUUGUUAGCAAUCACGUAACACACUGACAAAAGUCAACCUAAGCAAGUUGUGCUUCCUUUUUCUGGUUAUUUGGCUAUAAUGUUUCAUAGAAUAUGGAUAAUUAAACAAACUUUGUUGAAUUGCAUUCUUGAUUAAAUUAUCUUUCCAUUGAUAUAUAAUUUUAUAAUAUUACUCCAAAAGAAUCAGAGUUUUUGCCAUCAAACCUCUGAAAUACACUUUUCUCCAAAAGGCUUCCGCAAUUUUGACCACUACUGUAUAUCAAACAAAGCAACAUUCAACAACUCAUCAGAAUAUAAUAAUAAAUAUGUUGGUUAAUGACAAACAACACAGGUAAUGAACACAAGCCCAACUUCCUUCAGUUCUUCUCCAUUUGUUCAUGAGUGUCUAACCCAUUUUUGUCUCCAUUGCAGAUUGUAAUGAAUCGGAAAUCGAGAACAAAGGUGACCAAGAUAAAAUCCCCAGAGAGGAGAUGCCACGUAAAAAUUUAGAGUGUGGAGAAAGCUGUAGUCAGAGCUCCCAUUCCACUUCCCAUCAACAAAAUCUCAUCGGAAAGAAACCAUAUCAGUGUGUGGAAUGUGGAAAGAGCUUCAGUAAGAAGGACAGUCUUACUUCCCAUCAAAGAAUUCAUACAGGGGAGAAACCCUAUCAGUGUGUGGAAUGUGGAAAGAGCUUCAGGAGGAAGGACAUUCUCACAUUUCAUCAAAGAAUUCAUACAGGGGAGAAACCCUAUCAGUGUGUAGAAUGUGGAAAGAGCUUCAGUCACAGCUUCAGUCUCACUUCCCAUAAGCGAAUUCAUACAGGGGAGAAACCCUAUCAGUGUGUGGAAUGUGGAAAGAGCUUCAGGCACAGCUCCGGUCUAACUUCCCAUAAGCGAAUUCAUACAGGGGAGAAACCCUAUCAGUGUGUAGAAUGUGGAAACAGCUUUAAUCACAGCCAUAGUCUCACUUCCCAUCAAAGAGUUCAUACAGGGGAGAAACCCUAUCAGUGUGUAGAAUGUGGAAAGAGCUUCAGGAAGAGCUGCGAUCUCACUUGCCAUCAAAGAAUUCAUACAGGGGAGAAACCCUAUCAGUGUAUGGAAUGUGGAAAGAGCUUCAGUCAGAUCUCCCAUCUCACUUGCCAUCAAAUAAUUCAUACAGGGGAGAAACGCUAUCAGUGCUUUGAAUGUGGAAAGAGCUUCAGUCACAGCCACAGUCUCACUUCCCAUCACAGACUUCAUACAGGGGAGAAACCCUAUGAAUGUGUGGAAUGUGGAAAGAGCUUCAGGAAGAGCUCCCAUCUCACUUCCCAUCAAAGAAUUCAUACAGGGGAGAAACGCUAUCAGUGCAUGGAAUGUGGAAAGAGCUUUAGUCACAGCCAGAGUCUCACUUCCCAUCACAGAGUUCAUACAGGGGAGAAACCCUAUGAAUGUGUGGAAUGUGGAAAGAGCUUCAGGAAGAGCUCCCAUCUCACUUCCCAUCAAAGAAUUCAUACAGGGGAGAAACCCUAUCAGUGUAUGGAAUGUGGAAAGAGCUUCAGGAAGAGCUCCAAUCUCACUUCCCAUCAAAGAGUUCAUACAGGGGAGAAACCCUAUCAGUGUGUGGAAUGUGGAAAGAGCUUCAGGAAGAAGGACCAACUCACUUGCCAUCAAAGAAUUCAUACAGGUGAGAAACCCUAUCAGUGUGUGGAAUGUGGAAAGAGCUUCAGUCGGCGCUCCUCUCUCACUUCCCAUCAAAGAAUUCAUACAGGGGAGAAACCCUAUCAGUGUGUAGAAUGUGGAAAGAGCUUCAGUCAAAGCUUCAAACUCACUUCCCAUAAAAGAAUCCAUACAAAGGUCGGGAAAACCAUUAUACAGCUUUAA